AUGUAUCUUGGUCGGGCGAAGCAAGUGUGCACGCAGCUGAUGCCAGGGCCCGUGGCCUUGAAAGCUUACCACCCCCGACAGCCCGUACCAAGUUGUUCCGUGUUUGGUGCUACUGGCGCUUUGCUGCUUGGCUGCGUUGCUGUGUUCCAACUUCCGGAGGCCCAGAAUAAGAAUAGCCGGCUCCCCUUCUAUUUCCGAUUAUUUUUGGGUUCUGUUUUGGAACACAUGUCCAUGACGACCAUGACCUUUGUAUCUGUUGAGUGGGCUUCUGUCUUGAUUGAUUUUUACGCAUUGUUGCUCGACGCGGACUUCCAGGUUGUUCGGAUGAUGCAAUUCCGGGAGCAUGACAGCGAGACUCCUGUUGCGCUUGUCAAUCUGCUGGCGCCCUUUGCCACGACUUUGUCGUCGGCGACAUGGUAUGACUCCUUUAUGUUUGAUCGUCGUUUGCAGGGCGCUGCGGGCCGACAUUUGGAUGUAUCGACCGUUAUCAUGGACGGUAACUUCAAGCUGAAUGGCAGAUCUUGCGGAAGGCCUUGCGCAGAAAUGGUCCAUAGUGCUGAGCUGGGCUUGUACACUGCUUGUCCAUGCAGCAAGAGGCCUUUGUAUCGCAAACGUAGAUGUGCUGACCAUGACCGGAGUGAUGCAUUGGAGGCGCCUUUGGAUGAAGAGGCAGUAGUUGCUCACAGGAGCCGUUUGGGUGACGCUUUGAAGUGCGUGGUGCACGACGACAGCUGCCACCUUUUGCGCUUUGCAUUGAAACAUCGUGCGCACUCUCCAUUGACGCGAGAACUUGCGCAGAUGUGUUGGGCUUUAGACCGCUUCCAUUUGCGUGGCCACACGGACAGCUGGUGCAAAAACCAUUGCCACCCAGAUUUGUUUCCAGAAGUGUGCGCCAAUACGAACACCAGUGCUUGUGAGCAAGUGAACUCUUUGAUCGGGAGGCACAAAUUCGUGUACCGUCAGAUGACGGCACCGUGCCGGCGCUUUUUUCUGCAAGAAGUGAUGGACUCACGCAACUUGCUGACCGGAGCUCGUGGAAAAAGUGCUCUGGAAUGUCUUGCAGGUAAGAUUGGAGCAGAGGCGCGAGUACGGGCAGACUGUGACAGUGCUGGGGUCCUGUUGGUCUUGCGCUCCAAGUUGGGAUCUGUGUGCCCUCUCUCAGCCAUUUGUUUGAACAUCAAUAUGGUCCAGACCAGAAAGUCUCAAGUCUCAAGCCUGAUCCAGAAGAUCUCGGACAUUGUCCAGCAGAGUUGUCGCAAGAGAGCGUUGGAAGCCAAUACCGGAGUGGAGCCAGGCAAGUUGAAACUCAAGAGCUGCACCCUGACAAGCUUCACGGAAGCUGCUUUGUGGGAGCGCUGUGGUGCAGAUUGGCAGCAGUGCUCCAGUGGACAUUUUGCUGGUCGAAAUCACUAUAGCACCUUGCUCAACUUAGACGAGAGUUACAAGUUUCUGCGCUACCUUGGUUUGACGGCAGGUGGCAAAGGAUGCGACACUACCUUUGAUGCGGCUUCGGAGCUCAACAGAGUUUUGCAGACAGGCCGAUGCGCUGUCCAGUUCAAGUCAGUUCAGAGUUUUGAAGACUCUGGGCCCAUCGUGAAUCUGGCUGGUGUGGGGAACGCGCAUCCAUCUGCGUUCUUUGACGUCAUCAACGGCAAUGCAGGAAGCCAUCAUGUGGCUUGCGCUGAACGCUUUUUGCUGAUCACCGGCAAGCCAGUGGAGCCUCACAGUCCACUUCCUCCAGGUCUUGAUCUCCCUGAAGGAUUUCAACAGUGGAUCUGGGCGCCUCUAUUAGAAAACAUGUUGGUCCCUUUGGGGCUACCUGGCGAAGCCAUGCAAGAAGAGUAUGCUCGGCAAACAUACGAGCAGGCGACAGGUGAAGAAGAUGAGGGUGGCUCUGAUGUUUUUUUGCCUUCUCCGCAUGGCUACAUUGUGACUCUCGCAGACGGCGUGGAAUCCCGUUUACGUUUCAGGGUGGUACGGGAUGCAGGGCACACGUGGCGCCGUCCAGAGCUGCGGUUCCCGAAUCGCAACGUUCCGCUGGCAUUGGAGGAAGACGUGCCAUCGAUGACCUCGCGCGUGCUGGCCUACUUUGAGCAACGGCACAGGGUGAUAGAACUGUCGCCAGCUGCCAGGGCAUUGUUUGACGGCAGAAGAGUCGGCUGGGCUUUAGGCACAGCCCCUUGGCACAUUGCUGUUCUGGCUUGCUGCAAUUUGAUCUUUGAGCUGGCGAUUGAGGCUGUGCCUGCAACAGGGGACCUGAAGGUGGAGGAGCGGCACAUUCUCAGAGCUUUCGAUCAGGUGCAAUUAUCGCACGGCAUCGUGAACUUAUGGAAAAGCAAGAUUCCCAUGAGCAGCCAGACUGAGAGGCCUGAUGUUGGUCCUGCUGCUGCGGCUUUGACUCGCGAGCAGCGUUUGCUAGCUGCGUGUCAAGCUGCGCCUAUCCCAUCCCAAGUGCCCAUCUUCGAGCCAACGCAGGCUGGUGUUGUGGAAGAAGAAGCCGGGGCUCCUCAGAGUCCAGACAAAGGUGCAUGCCCGGCUGUGAAGCCUCUGACCGCGAACGACCGCGAAGUGUUGCCCAUGACAGUGAUUAUGCAAAAAACACUGCUCCGUGGCGAAACAACUAUCUAUGGUCAGCGAGUGAGCGACUCCAUCAGUCUGAAGGAGAAGAAAGAUGGCCAAGUGAAGUACUCUCGCUGCAGCCUGAGGCUGGCUCAUUGGGUGGAAGUUAUGCGACGCGGGUUGGAGCAGGAGCGCAUUGGCACCUUCGAUGAUGGAGCAACGUGCCUAGAAAAAAAGAACCAACCCCGUCUGGUUUUGAACUUGCCUGCGAGUGACAAUCGGGCAGCUGUCGUGGAAUACCACAACCGGCUGAUGAGAUUGUGCUCCGUGCCAUACGAAGCGGUGAUCCAGAAAAUUACUGCCAAGGCAGGCCGUGGCAUCAAGCGCAAGGGUGCUUCUUCCGUCAAGGACCAGGCUGAUGACGAGAAGGUUGAUGCUACUCCGCAGAUUCAGGGCGACAAGUCUCAGAGUGCGAAAGAGAGUACGACAAGUCGGGCUGAAAGUUUAGGCUUCAAGGACUGCUGA
Messenger RNA from Durusdinium trenchii, 3084 nucleotides. The record is from the annotation of a GenBank genome assembly. Lineage: Eukaryota; Dinophyceae; Suessiales; Symbiodiniaceae.